AUACUACUAAUAUCUUAAAUCUUAAUCUUAACAGAUCAGUAAACACUAAACACCGCCACUUACUGUGUUUAAUACUUUUAUUUCAAUAAUUUGCAUGACAAAUAAGAUCUUCUUUGCCAAAUUGUCAUGAUAAUUUGUGUUUUAUCUCUCACAGAAUAGUAUAUAAUGUACCUGUAGUAAUUACUGAUAAACAACGAUUUCUAGGACUUGACAGUUGACUCUCUAAGCAUUGAGUUCGAUAUUGAAAUACUUAAACAUUUAAAUUAUAAUACUAAGAAUUAUACCUCGUUUUUCUAUUUAAUUUUUAAAACCGGAUUUUGAUAUUGAUAAAUCAUUAAUUAUGUUUGAUGAAAAUACAACAAUGGAAUACUUAUUUCAAGUAGAAAGACAAGCUGAAAAAAUACUUCUUUAUAAAAGUGAAAUGGUUGCCUUGGAUAAAAGUAGAAAUAGUAAUCGCAUGGCCAUUAGAGCAUUAACAAACUGUAAAAUACCAGAAGACAAGAUAUGGAUGGCAGUGGGUUUAACCAUGGUAAAAGUUUCUGUUGAAAAAGCUAAAACUAUGCUACAAGCAGAUCAAGUUACUUUAAAUAAUCGUAUGAACAUUCUUCGAAGCGACAUUAAAGUUGAAGUGAAUAAAUUAAAUGAUAUGGAAUAUAAAGAACCAGUGAAAGGGUUAUUUUUAAAUCCACUUACAAAGAAAGAAAUGAAAGCAAUGAAUCAAGUACUCGGAAUAGCUGAUUAAACCUAAGUGUCUUAUUAACAAUAUAUUAAUUUAAAUGAAAAUAUAAUUAUUUACUUAGAAUAUUAUACAUUUA
This is a messenger RNA of Acyrthosiphon pisum (pea aphid), 815 nucleotides long. RefSeq names its product Pdrg1 prefoldin-like subunit (gene Pdrg1). The record is from RefSeq and is a predicted model, not a curated record. The transcript is spliced from 4 exons. The coding region runs from base 341 to 742 and encodes 133 amino acids. Lineage: Eukaryota; Metazoa; Arthropoda; Insecta; Hemiptera; Aphididae.